Leptopilina heterotoma is the source of this 1565-nucleotide messenger RNA. RefSeq lists its product as uncharacterized. The transcript is spliced from 3 exons. The record is from RefSeq and is a predicted model, not a curated record. NCBI's taxonomy places the organism in Eukaryota, Metazoa, Arthropoda, Insecta, Hymenoptera, Figitidae. The coding region runs from base 196 to 1089 and encodes 297 amino acids.
GCGCAGCUUUAUUCUAAUUUUACUGUGUUAAAUUUCUGUUGUUUUAUGUGUUCCAUUUGCAUAAUGAAAUUAUUGAAACAAAAAUUUUACGAUGAGUCAAAGGAAAAUUUUAAUCCAACGACAUCAGUGCGGCGAUGGGGGAAGUAUCUGCGAACUCAGCGUGCCUGAAAAAGUGACAGACGUAAAUAAAAUAAAAUGGCUUUUCAACUAGAUGAUUUAUUGAAGGACGACAAAAAAGAUGCAAAUUUAAUACCAGAUUUAAGUAAAGCUACUUGCAACUCUCAAGAAGAAUUUCGCAGACUCAUGGAACGAUGUCCUGAAUAUAAAAUCAAAGCGGAAAAAGUGAAGAAAGAAGACAUUCGAGUGAGGGACAAGGAUUUUUCAUGGCGAGCGACGAAACGUGAAUUAAAAUCAAUUGGAAAGGAAUGGGGCUAUGGAGAUCCAAUUCCUCCUGAUAUGAAAUCAUUGAAUCUUCAAGAAUUACAACAAGUUGCUAUUGAUUGGAGAAUGCUGACUUCUGUUCGACCCAAACUCCGUCAAGACGAGGAAAUGUUCUCCAAACUGGUGGAAAUGGGAAAAUUAGCAGUAAAAACAUCGGCGAAAGAAAAUCGUGCCCACAUAACUCCAAUAAGAAGAAAUAAAAAUAGAGCCGGCAUUAUUGAGAGUAGCGUGAAAAUAUGUGGCGAAUGUGGUGAAGAAUUUUGUUCCGGUGAAUCGUGUGGUGAUAUUCUUUACGAUUCAUUUAUCAGAGUCACUGUAACGCCACAACAAUCAAAAAUAACAGUUUCAGCCGAUACUGCGGCAAUAAUUGCCGGAAUGGACAGUAAAUCCGGUGGUAAAAAGGGCAAAAAGAGUAAGAAUAAAGGAACUGCGAAGCACACUGGUAAUAAUAAUUCAAGGAAAAAUGUCAAAUUAUUAAUACGUCGAAGAGUUAGAAAACCGGCGAAAAGUCCACGUGAAGCGCACAAUAAAACACGAAAAAAUCAAAUGACAAAACCAAAUGACAAGGAGACUGAAGAGAGUGGUGUUAAAAAGUUCAAGAGAAAAUGUAGCAAAUAUUCUAAAAAAGGAGGUCUAUCACCAAAAUAAUUAGGUUUGUUUUGGAAAUUUUAUUUUCGUUAAUAUUUAAUUAUCGUUGUUUAAUUAUCGUUAUAUUCAAUUAUAGUUAUAUUCAAUUAUAAUUCUAUUCAAUUAUAAUUUCAUUCAAUUAUUAUAUUUAAUUAUAAUUAUAUUCAAUUAUAGUUAUGUUUAAUGACAGUUAUAUUUAAUUAGAGUUGAUUAUAUUUAAUCACAGUUAAUUAUAUUGAAUUCGUUAAAUUCUAUUAUAAUAAUUUAUAUAAAUUGCAGUAUUAUUAAUAAUUUGUUUUCUAUUUUCUACAUAUAGUUGAACGAUUUUGUACAUAUAUAUUAUACCAGUAUACUGUUUUUUACAAUUUUAUUUGUAAUAUAUACCGUUUUGUUAAAUAUUUUACUGUUGAAGAAAUGUGCAAUCAAAAUGUAAGGCAGUAUUUAUUAACAUGUACAGUUGACAAUAUGAAAACAUAUUCCAUGUUAUGAACAAUAAA